UCUGAGAAUAUCCCACCUCGAGCUGCCCUCGACCAUCUGAAAGUCGAUUCACGCCGCGUUCUUGUCAUUAUUUCAAAGAUGGCGAACAAGGCGCCUUUCAAGACGACUUUCGAGGUGACCGAGGUCAUCCGACCGAUAUUUACGGGGGGUGCGGUUGCCUUAGACAAUGGCGCCCAAAUUCUUGCAACGACCCUCGGCGAAGAUGUCGUCCUCACCAACCCGGCGACAGGAAAACACAUUGCUCAAAUCGAAGGCGAUGGGGAGGGGAUUUCCACCUUGACAUUGACACCGUCUGGCUCCCACCUUGUUGUGUGCUCUCGGUCCUUGUCCAUGCGAAUAUACGCUUUGAAAUCGCCCCAAUCGAAAGAUACCAUCACGCCGCAACUUCUUCGAACCGUAAAACCCCAUGGGACUCCCGUGAUAGUCCUCGCGGUUGACCGAACUGGCACCCUCCUGGCGACUGGUGGUACAGAUGGCUCGAUCAAGGUGUGGGAUAUUGUCGGUGGAUAUGUCACGCAUACCUUCCGCGGACCAAGUGUGCUGGUGUCUGCCUUGCAUUUUUUUGAAGUCGCAGCGGGCUCUGUGAAGGGACACGAUGUAGACGCCAAGAAAGACGACAAGAAGAAGAGGAGAAAGUCCAAGACCGCCGACGACGAGCCCGAAGAAGACCUCACUGCUACGGCGCGUUUCCGUCUGGCAUCUGGCAGCCAAGAUGGAAAGGUCCGCGUUUGGGACUUACACAAGCGCAGCGUCGUAGCGAAUCUGGAAUCCCACGUUUCCGAUGUCCGCGGCUUGGACUACUCGCCCGACCAGAACACUUUGGUGACAACCGGCAGAGACAAGACGAUUACCUGGUGGGAUUCGAAGUCUUGGAAAGUUCGGAAAGUUGUUCCUUGCUUUGAGGAGGUCGAGGCUGUGGGGUUCACUGGGGACGGUCGCUUGACGUACACUGCGGGCUCAGCUGGUUGGGUGUCUGUUUGGGAUACUGAGACUGGCAAGAGGCUCACCAAGCAGCAAGAACCAAAGAGCAACGAAGAAUCCAUUAUUGGGGCCGUGUCAAGACCAGAACUACCAUUCAUUAUCUGUGUUCAACUGGACCAUACCCUGGCUCUCUACCAUCAUCCGAUACAAAAGAGCUCCUCAGAGGCACCCAUUGCAUUCCGUCGGAUAUCAGGAACGCACGACCAAAUUAUCGACUUACGCUACCUAUUGCCUGACUCCUCGAUGUUGGCACUGGCAACAAACUCGGAAGAUAUUCGAUUGAUUUCAGUGACCAAACCAUCGGAUGGGGCAAGUGGGUUGGUGUCGAGUAAUUACUUUGGUCAAGAUAUUGCUCUUCUGAAAGGGCACGACCAAAUCAUUAUUUCACUUGACGUGGACUGGUCAGGUCACUGGGUAGCUACUGGAGCGACGGAUAAUACUGCCCGUCUCUGGCGAAUAGAUCCUGCGAACAAUUCCUACACGUGUUAUACGACGUUUUCAGGCCAUGCCGAGUCCAUAGGCGCGGUUGCGCUACCUAGAGCGCGGCCUGUGGAAGGUUCCAAAGCAUUCACCGACCCACUGAGCCACCCUCCCCCCUUCCUCAUCACCGGUUCCAAGGAUCAGACCAUCAAAAGGUGGGAGAUCCCAAGGAUGUCUCAAGAUAGCAACAAGUCUCUUCGAUCGGCAUUCACCCGCAAGGCCCACGACAAAGACAUCAACGCCAUUGAUGUCAAUUAUUCAUCCCAGAUGUUUGCUUCAGCUUCGCAAGAUCGGACUGUCAAGAUCUGGUCAGUUGAAGAAGGAGAGGUACAGGGCAUUCUCCGUGGACAUCGCCGCGGAGUAUGGUCAGUCAGUUUUGCCCCCUCAAACACGCCAGUUAUCCAGGGUGAGCAGGGUCCUGUUGCAGGAAAGGGUGUAGUCAUCACUGGAAGUGGCGAUAAAACCAUCAAGCUGUGGAGCUUAUCAGACUACUCUUGCCUGCGCACAUUUGAAGGCCACACAGACAAUGUUUUGAAGGUUGCCUGGCUCAAAAUACCUGCUAGUGAGGAUCGCAACAAGAAGCCUGUUCUUUUCUCCAGUGCUGGCGGUGAUGGGCUAGUCAAGGUGUGGGACGUCAACCGUGAUGAACCUGAGUGCACCCUUGACAACCACGAGGAUCGAGUGUGGGCACUAACUGUGCACCCUGAGACAAACAUGAUUGUAUCUGGCAGCGGCGAUUCAACCGUCACUUUCUGGAAGGAUACAUCGUCAGAGACUCAAGCUGCUUCGAACGAAGCUCAGGAGAUGUUGAUACAACAAGAGCAAGAAUUAGAAAACCACGUGCGCACUGGAUCCUACCGAGAAGCGAUCACGCUGGCAUUGCAGCUCAACCAUCCCGGCAGGCUUCUUUCACUUUUCACGAAAGUCGUGUCUUCGAAUACCCCCGACGAGGGUAGCUUGUCGGGGUUGAAGGCCGUGGACCAGGUUUUAGCCAAUCUUUCAGAUGAGCAGCUGUUCCUACUAUUGCUGAGGUUACGGGACUGGAACACGAACGCCAGGACGGCACCCAUGGCACAGCGCAUAUUAUGGGCUCUGGUUCGGAGCUAUCCGGCAUCACGAAUCUCGAACCUUUCGGUGAAAGGGGCCCGAGGCCAAAAGAGUCUGAAAGAGGUGUUGAAUGGGCUGAAAGUCUACACGGAGAGGCAUUACAAGCGCAUGGAAGAGCUGGUCGACGAGAGUUAUCUGGUGGAAUAUACCCUGCAGGAGAUGGAGAGCUUGGCCCCGCCAUUAGCUGAGAUCAGUCUCGAUAGCAUUGAUGGGGACAUUGUUAUGGCUUCAUAAAGGCGACUACAUGUAGAUACUAGCACCGCAAAAAUAUACAUCAAGAAAC
Molecule: messenger RNA, 2851 nt
Organism: Pseudomassariella vexata
Lineage: Eukaryota; Fungi; Ascomycota; Sordariomycetes; Amphisphaeriales; Pseudomassariaceae
Product: WD40-repeat-containing domain protein
Exons: 2
Coding region: 79-2802 (907 amino acids)
Biological process (GO): endonucleolytic cleavage to generate mature 5'-end of SSU-rRNA from (SSU-rRNA, 5.8S rRNA, LSU-rRNA); endonucleolytic cleavage in 5'-ETS of tricistronic rRNA transcript (SSU-rRNA, 5.8S rRNA, LSU-rRNA)
Cellular component (GO): nucleolus; 90S preribosome; small-subunit processome
Molecular function (GO): U3 snoRNA binding; protein binding
Source: RefSeq, a predicted model, not a curated record